AUGAUUAACUCAACGCGUGUCAAACCUCCACCACCUCAAUCUUUCGCCAUUCCAACCCCUCUUCACUCGCAUACGGAAGUCUCUUACGACCACAGAAGCUAUCAUUUUUACUACUAUACUGCAUCUAGCGAUACCGUAACAUCUGCGAUGAAUACCCCACCUCCUGAUUUGACGGCUGGGCCGCCAGUUACACCCUCCCGCCACUUCUCCAAAGCCGGUGCACCUCUCACACCAGAACAAAUCCGAAAGCUAGAAACUGAACGUCUAAAAGCAAAGGCUUUGCGCCAGCAAAAAGAUCAAGAUGCCAGCAUAGCAUCAGCUCCUCUACCCCGCGGUACAAAACGUACCUUCGACAGCGUCACUACAUUUGCAAUCAGUCCUAGCAAACCAGAGCACGCCAAAAAUGUUCGUAAUGCAAAGGAUGUCCGUCCGAUAGAUUCAAUUCAACCCGCCAAGAAAUUUCAAAAAUUCGUCGAAUAUGACCUCUCCAAGAUGGCAGAUACUAAAGGCGGCUUCAUAUCUGUGUCUGAUGAUCCACAGUCGCUUCUCGCAGCCGCGGAAGCGGCGGGGAAGCCGUCAAAUAUGACACUGGAAGAUUGGGAUAAACAGCAACUUAAAAAGAACUUACAGAAGGAAAAGAGGGGAGUGUUUGAACCAGCUAUCACACAAAGCGGCAAGAAAUGCUUUGAGUGUGAAAGUUUGGAGUUGGAUUGGAAUUUUCUAGAGGUAUUUGGAUUCAGGGUUUGUGGAAAGUGUAAGGAAAAGUUUCCAGACAAGUAUAGUCUUUUAACCAAGACGGAGUGUAGGGAAGAUUAUCUGCUGACGGAUCCGGAACUACGGGACGAAGAGCUCCUACCUCAUAUGGAUAAACCAAACCCUCAUAAAGCGAAUUGGGCGACCAUGAAUCUGUACCUGCGAUACCAAGUUGAGGAGUUUGCGUGGAAAAAAUGGGGUUCGCCAGAAGCACUGGAUGCGGAAUAUGAACGAAGAACCGAAGAACAAAAACGACGGAAGGAAACAAAGUUUCAGAAGCGAUUGUUGGAUUUGAAAAAAAGGACGAGGGUUGAGACAUGGAAGAGGAAUGGGAGGUUUGAAAGUUCAAGUAAGGGGAAGCAUGUGCACGAAUGGGGAGAACUAAUGGGGGGCAACGAUGGGAUGGGGGUGAAGAAGUGUUUGGAAUGCGGGAUGGAAGUCGAGGAGAUGAUCAUAUGA
Molecule: messenger RNA, 1212 nt
Organism: Orbilia oligospora ATCC 24927
Lineage: Eukaryota; Fungi; Ascomycota; Orbiliomycetes; Orbiliales; Orbiliaceae
Exons: 3
Coding region: 1-1212 (403 amino acids)
Biological process (GO): nucleotide-excision repair, DNA damage recognition; base-excision repair; UV-damage excision repair
Cellular component (GO): nucleotide-excision repair factor 1 complex
Molecular function (GO): damaged DNA binding
Source: RefSeq, a predicted model, not a curated record